Messenger RNA from Toxotes jaculatrix (banded archerfish), 1123 nucleotides. RefSeq lists its product as uncharacterized. Gene Ontology annotation, biological process: regulation of T cell proliferation; T cell receptor signaling pathway. The transcript has 4 exons. Gene Ontology annotation, cellular component: external side of plasma membrane. Lineage: Eukaryota; Metazoa; Chordata; Actinopteri; Toxotidae. Bases 315 to 908 code for a protein of 197 amino acids. The record is from RefSeq and is a predicted model, not a curated record.
UCUAGAGAGGGUGUGUGUGGUACAGUCACUGCAGCACUGUGGGAGUACUUCAAUCAGACACUGAACGAGGAUAUGAUGUACAACAGUCAAAGAAACGCGUGCAUGGAAGCAGCGCUGAUGAUAUCGGAGUAAAGGAUCAGAUUUCUGUGCAGCACACGCUUGGUGCAGUUUGCUGGAGGAGCUUCAUGUUUUAGGUGAUGAGGGACAGCUCUGGGGACAUUAUUCUGCUGGAGGCAAGUUCACGCUCAGGCUGCAAAACAUCAAGAUGAAAGUUUGCUGGAUGUUCAUGAUCCUCCUCGGCUGCAGGUUAUCUCAUGCCACAUGCACCUGCGAUGCUGAAAAUUAUCUGUGUACCUGGCAGAGCCAAAGUGCAUGUGCCGUGCCCAAACGUGACCGCCAUCGACAUGAUGUUUAGACUUUUCAAGGACAAGAAAGUGAUUGCCAACAUCACAUGCAGCGAAGAGAACAGUACGCUGAAAUGUACUCGACCAGACACCAUGGCGGGUGUGGAACUGUAUGAAAACAAACAACGUAAACUGGUGGAUUUCAUCCUCACUGACGGUAGGCAUGGAACCUACUCAUGUGACGGGACAGUCACAUUCCCUCCCCCCUACCAAAAAGUACAAAGUCCUUGGAUGAUCCAUGUACAUGUUGAAGAACACAUUUGCAAGCACAAUAACAACAGCAGAAACUGUGGGGAUAAUCCAAGCCGUGGGGUUGACUGGAUCUGGAUUCUGGCGGUUGUACUUCUCAUCAUCUACAGCGUAACUGUUACCAUCAUCGCUCUUAUCACCGGGGUCAAGUUGAGGGAGACAGAAUGCCAGAAUGAUUACAUGAACACCAAACCCAGACCAUCAAAGGACCGCAGGAAGAAAAAAGGGGUUCAGAAUCCUCCACGACACUUGUGAUUUCUCAUGAAUCAUCCGACCAUUUGCACAGCUAUCCCCACUAAUUUAGAUGUAAACAGGAGGGAUGUCCUGGUGGUAGCAUACUCUGAACAGAACAUUAUUGUGACUGAGGUUUUGUAAAAACAUGUAGUUCUUGUUUUGUGCCUACACAGCAAAAGUAGCAGUUCCUUUUACAGUUGUGGUUGAAAAAAAAAAACAAUAAAAAAAAAACGGUU